AUGAUCCCGCUGGUGCCGCUCGGGUACGAGCCGGGCCACCGGCUCAGCAUCACCGGGCUGGAUCCGGGACACUUCGACGCGUCUUCUCUCACUUCUCCCGCAGACUUUCUGGGUUUAGGGUUUAACUAUAAGACCCAGCAGGAGGACUCCUCCGCUGUGUGCCACAGCGCCGGCCAGUACAAACUCUUCAGACCCCGGGUGGUGAACCAGUCCUUCCCCGCCAUGGGCACCGUGUGCUACCUGAACUGCGGCGGGGACGGCGCGUGUCCCCCGCCGGCCGGCCUGGUGAACCUGCACCCGAUGGCCUCGUACCUGCUCUCGGCGCGGCACAAAGCCUUCAUGGCGGAGAAAAGCAAGUCGGGCCUGCAGCCGGCCGGGGAGCGGUACCCGGGGUCCGGCGUGCAGGCCUUUAAGGAGCUGUCUCCGAGCCAGAUCCAGCACUACAUGAAGGAGAGGGACCACAUCCUCACCGAGAAGAUCUUCAAGGGCUCCGCGGCGGCGGCGGCGGCGGUGGCCCGGAUCGGCGGCUCGUGUCCCGGCAACAAGCCCAAAGUCUUCACCUGCGAGGUCUGCGGCAAGGUGUUUAACGCGCACUACAACCUGACGCGCCACAUGCCCGUGCACACCGGCGCGCGGCCGUUUGUGUGUAAAGUGUGCGGGAAAGGAUUCCGACAGGCGAGCACGCUGUGCCGACACAAGAUCAUCCACACUCAGGAAAAACCGCACAAGUGUAACCAGUGUGGGAAAGCCUUCAACCGAAGCUCCACCCUCAACACGCACACACGCAUCCACGCCGGGUACAAGCCCUUCGUCUGCGAGUUUUGCGGGAAAGGAUUUCAUCAGAAGGGAAAUUACAAGAACCACAAGCUGACGCACAGCGGCGAGAAGCAGUUCAAGUGUUCGAUCUGCAACAAGGCCUUCCACCAGAAGCCCUUCACCUGCCCCACCUGUGGCAAGGGCUUCUGCAGGAACUUUGACCUGAAGAAACACAUCAGGAAGCUGCACGACCUGGCCAGCCCGCAGUCGCCCCCGCAGGCCUGA
Messenger RNA from Etheostoma spectabile (orangethroat darter), 1041 nucleotides. RefSeq names its product FEZ family zinc finger 1 (gene fezf1). The record is from RefSeq and is a predicted model, not a curated record. Lineage: Eukaryota; Metazoa; Chordata; Actinopteri; Perciformes; Percidae. Gene Ontology annotation, biological process: regulation of transcription by RNA polymerase II; embryo development. The transcript has 5 exons. Gene Ontology annotation, cellular component: nucleus. The coding region runs from base 1 to 1041 and encodes 346 amino acids. Gene Ontology annotation, molecular function: RNA polymerase II transcription regulatory region sequence-specific DNA binding; DNA-binding transcription factor activity, RNA polymerase II-specific.